AUGGAACUUAACCGAGAACAUUUUCGCGCCAUAAUUUAUUAUAACUUUCAGAGACAAUUAUCGCAACAAGAAUGCCUUGGUAUGGAGAAUUCAAACGAAAACGUCGAUGCUGUGCGCAAACUCAUCAUUGAAGAUAGACAUGUGACAUAUCGCGAGAUUGAGGCAAAAUUAGUUUCUCGUUUCAUACCCCACCUGUUGACUGAAGAGCAGAAAGCAGCCAGGGUUAAUUGGUGUCAAAAAACGCUUGACCGUUUCAAUUUCGGAAACUCAAAAAAUGUGUACAGCAUUGUUAGUGGUGAUGAAUCGUGGAUUUACUGUUAUGAACCAGAAAAUAAACGACAGUCGGCUGUUUGGGUGUUCCAAGGUGAAGAAAAGCCCACAAAAGUCAUCCGUUCUCGAACGGGUCAUAUUGCAACAAUUCCUCUUAAUGAGCAAAGAACUGUUACUGCGGAUUGGUAUACCACCAUUUGUUUGCCAAAAGUCAUCACCGAGCUUCGAAAAAUCAACCCCGAAAAAAGAAUCAUCCUCCACCAAGACAAUGCAAGCUCGCACACAGCCCAAAAAACAAGGCAGUAUUUAACGGAAGAAAACGUGGAAUUAUUGGACCAUUUUCCGUAUAGUCCCCGUCUAAGUCCUAAAGAUUUCUUUACUUUCCCGAAAAUUAAAAACAGACUGCGUGGUCAAAGGUUCCUGUCCACAGCAAACGAGUGGGAUAAGUGCUUCGAAAAUUGGUUCGAGCGCAUGCAGAUAGAUAACGAUAAUAAUAAUGUUUUUAUAUGA
Molecule: messenger RNA, 780 nt
Organism: Acanthoscelides obtectus
Lineage: Eukaryota; Metazoa; Arthropoda; Insecta; Coleoptera; Chrysomelidae
Source: the annotation of a GenBank genome assembly